Messenger RNA from Ectocarpus sp. CCAP 1310/34, 1699 nucleotides. The record is from the annotation of a GenBank genome assembly. NCBI's taxonomy places the organism in Eukaryota, Phaeophyceae, Ectocarpales, Ectocarpaceae.
AUGUCUGCUCGCCUUGCUGUUUUGUUACGACCGGCCGACCAACGGCGCGGAUGGGGGUGCGUGCGUUCGUACUGCGCGAAAAAAUUACACAUCACAACCAACCAGGUGGUGUGCGGAGUAUGCCACUCGUACAGUGCCCACUUGUACGAAUACCUUACGGACGGCGGCAUGCUGGACGGGCUGACCAUGAAAAACGAGUUCUGCGAGUCGUUGGUCGACGCGUGCGCGGCUUAUAUCGAUUUCCCGACCUAUGAUGGAGUGAGCUACUGCGACCACCACACCGGCGGCGGGGCCGACUUCUUCUGGUCUUACCCGUACGAGGAACCGGAGAUUUUCGAGCCCGGACUUAACGAGCUUUUCCCGGACCUCGGCGACGGAGAACAACCGAGCGACACGGUCAGCAUGAGACAGGUGGAUUCCGACAACAUGGACGACUCAUCCCUGGUUAUCGACGUCUCCGGAUCGGUUACUGACGGUACCUUCUACGUUGACUACGAGGAGGGUCUGCUCGACGUAGCCUUCGGCCCUAUGUUCAGCGAGAGCGACUACCCGAACUACUUCUACGUCAGCUACACGGUCGACCUGAACGAUGGGGAGGUGCAACGCAACCGUCUCGCGAGGUUCACGUACAUCCCGGGAGACCCGGCCGGCACCAAGGCUUCGGAAGAGGUCUUGCUCACCUCCGCCCCCAAGUCCACCAGCAUCCACUCGGCCGGAUGGCUUGGCUUCAAGCCGUCCGUGUACGGUAACGCCUCCCCCCAGGACCUCUACUGGACUACCGGCGACGGCGGGCCGCAAACUGACUACAAUAACCAUGCCCAGGACACGCAGUCAAUGCUUGGUGCCAUGAUGCGUAUUACCGUGCCUUCCGACGGGAGCGGUUACACCAUCCCCUCCGGCAACUACGGAGGUGGUGCUUUGGACGAGAUCUGCGCGAUCGGCUUCCGCAACCCAUGGCGGUGCAGCUUCGACCGCGAGACCGACGACCUCUACUGCGGUGACGUCGGACAUACCUUUGUGGAGGAAAUCGACCUUGUCGAGUGCGGUAACAACUACGGGUGGUCCAGGUUCGAGGGCUCCCGCUGCCAGGAGGCCGUAGAGAACAACGAGUACAACCCUCCCUGCGACGGGGUCGACCGCUCUGGCUUCACGUUCCCGCUCUACGAGUACUGCCACCCCGACUAUUCGUCCGUAGGUGACGACGAGUUCACCGCUGGGGUCGACAUUUGCGGCGACCGCGUGCUUCUUGGUAACGCCGUUAUCGGCGGUUACGUUUACCGCGGCAACUUUUUCUCGGACCUCCUGUACGGCCAUUACAUCUUCGGAGACAGCACCAUGAAAAACAUCUUCUACCUCGUGAAGGAAGGCGACGGCUGGAGUCUUGGCACCAUCAUCAGUGACGCUAGCGUGCAGAUCAUCAGCUUCGCCGAGGACGUCAACGUAAGAAGCAGAUAAAGACGUGCUGUCCUCUGCAUGACCACCUGGUGUCUACCAACUUGUCUGUAUUGGCCGGACUUGCUUGGUGCAUCCAGAGCAAGUGCUAAUGCGCUUGUUUUGGUUGGAAUUUCGAGUACAGAGCUUUUGUCGGUUGACAAAACGGCUGCCCCAAUUAGACGGUUGGGGUGAGUUCGGGAAAGGAAACCAACGGGGGACUCUGCGACGCCCAUUUUUUCUUGUGGUCCCCUCAGUUCUCAUGGAC